UAAAGCUCGUGGGCCUCGUGGUUUAGCUUAAGAAUAAUCAAACCAAAGAGAAAGAGGAUCAGGGAGCAAUCUUCCUCACAACCUCGAUCUAGAAUUACUCCGCACUCCACACUACUCAGUCUACUCCACACGAGCAAAAGUCAACCAAAGCUCAUAGCUCCGUUUCCAUCGCAUUCCUCUUCCAUCCCUCCAUCAAUCCAAGAACACGCAGACGCGAACACCAUGAGCUGGUCCGACCUGCCAGCCGAGCUCGUAGCCGGGAUCGCCGACAGGAUCACCGAGCAUGCGGACCUCGCGCGCUUCCGCUCGGUGUGCCCUUCUUGGCGCUCGGCCUCGGCGGAGCACGCCGCCCGCCGCCGCGUGCCCCUGCUCCUCCUGCCCUCCCAGCAGAACUCCCGCGUCAACCGCCGUCUCUGGUCCCUCGCCGACGACAGCAUCACGGAGAUCCCCAUGCCCGCAGCGUGCGGCCGCUCCUUCCUCUUCGCCUCGCCGCGCGGCUGGACGCUCGCCGUGGCCGACGACUUCUCGGCCACGCUGCUGCACCCCUUCACGGGCGCGUCGGAGAGCCUGCCCGCGUUGCCGCCAUCCUUCCACGACGGGUAUCAGAUGAUCCUCCGUGACAUGGUCUGGGACCGGUCGCCUGACGCCGUCAUGGUCUCGCAGGGUAAGGGCGCGUUCUUCUGCCGGCUGCAGGGCGACGGCAGGUCGUGGACCCCCGCCGACCUCUCGCCGCCAGCUCGCGUCGGCAGCAUCACCUACUGCGACGGCGCGUUCUACCUCCUCGACAAGCGCGCCAACAAGGUAACGGCCGUGGACGGCGCGACCUUCGCCGUGGUCGCCGCGAUCGAGCCGCCAGAUCUGGUGAUGCCCGACCGCUCGUGGGUGCGCGAGUCCACGCUCGUCGUGUCGUCCGCUUCCGAGCUCCUCCUCGUCGUGCACGGAGGAUGCCACCGCUCGAAGGGCCUCUUCAAGGCCUUUCGCGCGGACCGCGGGAGCCUGGCGGCCGGGUGGUCGGAGGUCGGCGGCGGCGGGCUCGGCGACCGCGCCGUGUUCGUGGACCACGUCCGCGGCUUCUGCGUGGAGGCGAACGGGGUGAACGGGGUGCGGAGGAACUGCGUGUACGUGGCCAGCGCGCACGAGGAGGCCAACGCCAACUCCGGGUGGGGCGACUGGGGGAGGUAUACCGUCUCCAUGCUCGACCUCGACGGCCUCACCACGUCCCAGAAUCUCUCCCACGGCAACCUCUUGAAAUGCCUGCACGGUAGGCAGCGCCCUUCCUGGUCGAUGCCAAAUCUGCAUUGACCUUGCUCCUCCAAACGAAAAAAACUACGUGUGCGAGUUGAUCGCAUUGAGGUUGGUUGCAGUAAUAAGCAGAGCUGCCAGUUCGUCUACUAUUCUAGUUUUAACUUGCGCUACUUUGUCGGGCUUGUUUUAUUCUACGAGAAGUGAAAGAUCUAGCUUCAGUUACGAGAAUUUGAUUAUCAAAUGUGUCACCGUGUUCCUAAGGGCAUGCCCAACGCAACAGGCUGGAGGGAUGCCUCAGCUCUCCACGUCGGCUCGGGUGGUCCUCGAUUGCUGUUCGUGCUGCUUGCAGGCUAAAGGGGGAUCUGCAGAGGAGGCCGUCUCCUUCCUGCCAAAAGUGGAGCGAGGCAAAAAAAGAAGAGAGGAAGCUGAAGGAAGCGUGGGGCUGAGAUCUGGUAAAGCAGGAGAGAGAAAUAUGAAUAGUAAAAAAGUUGGCCUGCUGAGGCUAGUGCUGCGUUGGGCAGUGGAUUUUUGGACGGUGGUUUCCCUGCUAAUUUUCUACGUGGCAAUGGUGAGGCAUUAGGUAGGUAGUGCUUCCAUUGUACAUGCCCUAACAAAGUACGUACAGUACCAGCCUUUGUAUCAGUGUAUGUAUGUUUCUCUU
Messenger RNA from Triticum urartu, 1906 nucleotides. The record is from RefSeq and is a predicted model, not a curated record. Lineage: Eukaryota; Viridiplantae; Streptophyta; Magnoliopsida; Poales; Poaceae.